Molecule: messenger RNA, 1462 nt
Organism: Aphanomyces invadans
Lineage: Eukaryota; Oomycota; Saprolegniomycetes; Saprolegniales; Verrucalvaceae
Exons: 9
Coding region: 36-1250 (404 amino acids)
Molecular function (GO): protein binding
Source: RefSeq, a predicted model, not a curated record
GUGCACGAUGCGGUGGCCAGGUAGACGAGUAACCGAUGGUGAAACCGCCAACGUUCAUGCCACGGGCAAAGCCGCGGCCCGCUGCCAAGCGCCUUGUGGCUGCUGGUCACGAUGUUUCGUCCUGUCUGGUCAACGCAGCGGCACUGCAAGACCAUCUCGUGCGAAGCUUAAACAUUGCCAUGCCCCCCAGGGUAAAGUUGGGGAAGCCCAAAGCACCCCCCCACCAAGCAACGCCGAUUUUGUCCGCAACGAAAGCCAGUCCUCUUCCUCAACACAUGCCAUUGCCGGCGGCCGGCACCGGGUACCGCAACGUGUGGGUGUGCGAAUCUUGCACGUUUGAAAAUUCGGAAGAGAUGGACGCUCGAUGCUCGGCCUGCGGAUCGUUCAAGCCCAACAACCGCCGCCACAAGCUCACGUUGGCCCAAAAGAAGGGCUUGGUCCAAGCCCCGCCUCCAAAGCUAAGCCAGAACCAGUGGGAGGACUGCGAAGCCAAAGCCGAGGAAAGAGGAGAUACAGUUCAUCCGUGCUCCAUUUGCAGGGAACCAUUUGGCCUUGCCCCCAAAGUUAUCUUGAGCUGCACGCACAUGUUUCACCAGAAUUGCCUCGCGAGCUUCGAGCGGUUUUUGCGCACAAACCAGCGCGUGUGUCCGCUCUGUCGCAAGCAAAACUAUCAAAAGCGUCACACGAAGCAGGGUGAGCAAUCGUUUCGGAUCCAGUGUACGAUAAAGAUUCAGUCUUUCGUGCGGGGCUUCAUCGCGCGGCGUCGAUUCCCGUCGCUGUUGCGACAGUAUUUCAAGGCUGGGCUCGGAAGCCCAACUCGGCGACAAGCGUUCUAUGCGUCCAAGAUAUCCAACCUCAGCGACCGCAUUGUUUGUGCCAUCGAGGCGCGAGAAGAUUCAAUCGAUGCACUCCUCGCCUCGUUUGAUAAGUCGUUGACCCUAAGCCGACACGUGUUCCGCCCGGACCAGGGGAACGGCGCCGCCGCCGGGAACUUGAUGACCCAGGACAAGUGGAACGAUACACUGCGAAAGGCGUUAGUGCGCGAUGAGAAGGAGUGCCCCAUCUGCUACAACUCGAUCGACUGCUUCACGACCAAACCGAUCGCGUUGCUCAGCUGCAGCCACGUUUUGCAUGCCGACUGUCUCCACGCUUUCGAAACGUUCAACAUUUACGAAGUGCACUUGUGUCCAGUCUGCCGCGCUAAGUACGAGUCGCGGCCCGUCCAUCCCGACAUGACUUUUGCCGCGUGAUCGUGCCACAACAUGGUCCCGAUUCGUACCCCCCGCGCUCCCCCACGAGUUUUCCUUCAUCCUCUCGAGCACUGAGCCCGCCUUUCAUAUGAAGCAUCACUACCUGUGCAUGAAGCAGUAUUGUAGCAUGGGGUCGUUUCGCCUUCCCCCCCCAUGCAUCGUUUCUUCAAGUCAAAAAUCGCAAAAUCCAGCAAACGCACGGCGUUGCUCAC